AAUCAAGCUGGAUCAGAAAAGCAAACUGCGCUUAUCCAUAAUCCAAAAGAAUCGUCUAAUCCGUUCUCAUCAUAAUGUCCGUCGAAAAGAAAGUAGGGGCCUGCUUGAAGGCUGUACAAGAGGCAUGGAACGCUUCAAUGGCCGCUCAAGGACAUGACUGGCGGACCUUGCGGAAUCUGAGGCUAAUUCAAGCCCGACCGAACUUCUUACAAGCCAAGUUGACGAUCGAGAAGGAACAUUUGAACAAGUUCAAGACGUUACACGGAGGAGUGAUCAUGUCGUUGACGGACUCUAUGGCCUCCCUAGCUUUGACAACCUCCGGUCUACCUCCUCCGACCGGUGUGAGCGUCAACAUCUCUACUGAAUUCCUCCGACCGGGCGGGACCGAGGGUGAUGAGCUCGUAUUGGAGUCCGAAGUCCUCAAACUCGGUAAACAAUUAGCGACCACCCGGAUCAACUUUUACUCGUCCGAAUCAUCACCGCACGGUCGGAAGUUGCUCGCUUAUGGGAGUCAUACCAAGGCGGUCAAGGACGCCUGGGCAGCUGCUGGAGGGAAACUGGUCAAAUACUCCGAGGAUGGAGAGACCGUGAUCGAAUGAACCUCUAACAUAAUGUAACCCCUGACUCACAACAACAAUGCAUAUGUUUAGACAACGGGAC
Filobasidium floriforme is the source of this 660-nucleotide messenger RNA. RefSeq names its product Thioesterase/thiol ester dehydrase-isomerase. Lineage: Eukaryota; Fungi; Basidiomycota; Tremellomycetes; Filobasidiales; Filobasidiaceae. Bases 75 to 599 code for a protein of 174 amino acids. The transcript is spliced from 8 exons. The record is from RefSeq and is a predicted model, not a curated record. Gene Ontology annotation, molecular function: fatty acyl-CoA hydrolase activity.